AUACCAAAUGGCCGAUGCCAUGCCUUAUCCACUCACAUACUAACUAGACCCUCUCCAAGCAUACAAUUUUUUGCGCCUUAUCUUUGAAAAUAAAAUAAAAUAAAGAAGAAAGAAAAUAAAAAGAGGCGCUCUUCUGACUUUGUCUGCCCAUUCAAUCUCUCGUGUUCCCUUGUCACACCUCAAAUUGCUCCCACCAAAUCAUUUUCUCUCCACUUACCCAUUUUGCCCCUCGAAUUGCUUAUAGAGACAACUGAAGCUUUUUUUCAUAAUUUUUGAAAAACAUUUCACCAUCACUGCCGCCAUAGAUUCGGCGUUGCUUAUCACGGUCUGUUUAUUCUUCUCUCCCAGUAAUGGCGGAUUUAUCUCAGCUUGUAAACUGUGUAAGUUACGGCGGAAAUCGGGGGAGUAAAUGCUGCCUGCAACGAGAAGAACUCUCGCAGCUUGUCCCGCUCAUCCUUCGCUGGUAACGCUUCUGUUUGAGAGCUUUUAUGAAGGAAGAAAAUGGUGGAGUAGAGUUAUUUGAGAGGUGUGGGUGGGAUUGGAUUGGAAGUUAGUUUUUGGCACGCAGGGGCAAUUAUGUCAUUUCGUGGGUGCUUGACCUGGCAUAAUCAAUUUUGUGCCGUGUGGAAACAUCGCCCCAGCCUCUUUGCGUUUACAUGGGAGUGAGAGUGAGAGCGAGGCAGCAUUAUUUCUCUUGUUGCUUCGGGUAUGUUCUUUUUGUUUUCUUUAAUAAUUAUUCAAUAUUGUCAGGAACGAAUUUUUAAUGAAUACGUAUUUUUUGAUUGGCUCUUGUGCAAUUUUGUGGUUUCGUGAUUUUUCUCUUUCUUGCGACGUAAAUGAAAAUGGGAAGAGCGCCAUUUCUGGAGGAGUGUGAUUCUAUGUUGUUAGACAGCUUUGUUCUUGUAUAACUGGGUCGUACAUAGCGGGAACCAUUGUUAGAUUCAGCUUAACGCGUUGUGAAAAUGAGCAAGAAGAUGCGUGAUUUAGCGGAUACUAGUUUCGGUCUCUAAAUUUUUUGAAUAUGAGAAGGCAAUGAGAGUCUGCUCUCUGCAAGAGCUGCUUGAGUCGGAUGCUUAUAGAAUUGGGUGCAAAAUAGUUGAGCUAUGGUGUCUUUUCUUGGCGCUUCAGUCCAUUCCAGUUACUUGAGCUAUCCUUUUCCUGGGGAGGCAAAUGGAAUUCGAAUAUCUAAAGGUCCUGCUUCGUCAGCUGCUUUUAUGAGAAAGAGUGCCACAGGUCCGGAAUCAGUACCUGGAAAAUCAAUGGCUUCCUGUAUGACUCUUAUAAAAGAAAAUCGAAGUUUGAAACUUAGGAGCUCCUUAAGACAGUUUGCUAUUGCAUACCCGCACAAUGUAAAUGUUGAUAGGGAAUAUUCUAAAUUUCUGGGGACAAGGAAGUCAAUGGAUGCAAGAACCUUUCAAACGUUUAGUUUAUGCAGUAGAAACCCUGCAUUUUAUUGCAAAGCAACCACCUCUGGAGAUUUUUCCAACAGUACUCCUAGUCAAAUGAGCCAAUAUGAGAAAAUAAUUGAAACAUUGACGACUCUGUUUCCAGUAUGGGUGAUUUUAGGUACCAUUAUUGGCAUCUACAAGCCUUCAAUGGUUACUUGGUUGGAAACCGACCUUUUCACUCUUGGAUUGGGUUUUCUCAUGCUUUCAAUGGGGCUGACACUGACAUUUGAGGACUUCAGGCGAUGCUUGCGCAAUCCAUGGACAGUAGGCAUAGGAUUUUUGGCUCAAUACAUCAUCAAGCCAAUGUUGGGCUUUUUCAUUGCAAUGACGCUGAAAUUGUCUGCUCCUCUGGCAACUGGACUUAUUCUGGUUUCUUGCUGCCCUGGAGGCCAGGCAUCGAAUGUUGCUACAUACAUAUCUAAGGGCAAUGUUGCACUUUCAGUUCUCAUGACCACCUGUUCAACCAUUGGUGCUAUUGUGAUGACUCCACUAUUGACUAAGCUUCUGGCUGGUCAACUUGUGCCAGUCGAUGCAGCUGGCCUAGCUAUCAGCACUUUUCAGGUUGUGCUAGUACCAACUAUUAUUGGGGUCCUAGCAAACGAGUAUUUUCCAAAGUUCACCUCGAAAAUAAUUACUGUCACACCUUUAAUUGGAGUUAUCCUGACCACCCUUCUCUGCGCAAGCCCGAUCGGUCAAGUUGCGGAAGUCCUGAAAACUCAGGGAGCACAGCUGUUAUUACCAGUCGCCUUCUUACACGCUGCUGCAUUUUUCCUUGGUUAUUUGGUGUCGAGAAUAUCAUUUGGUGAAUCAACUUCCAGAACCAUUUCUAUAGAAUGUGGAAUGCAGAGUUCUGCACUUGGAUUUCUAUUGGCCCAGAAGCACUUCACAAACCCCCUUGUCGCCGUUCCUUCUGCCGUGAGCGUCGUCUGCAUGGCGCUAGGUGGAAGUGCUCUUGCAGUGUAUUGGAGGAACCAGCCAAUUCCAGUUGAUGACAAAGACGAUUUCAAGGAAUAGCCAAUCAAGAUUUGUAUCAUUCAUUUAGGAGGCAGACGCUUUUUCCUUUGUAUGAUCACCAUUCUAUUUCAAUUUUGGCCUACGUGCUUGCUUACUCUA
Salvia miltiorrhiza (redroot sage) is the source of this 2561-nucleotide messenger RNA. RefSeq names its product sodium/pyruvate cotransporter BASS2, chloroplastic-like. Gene Ontology annotation, cellular component: membrane. The transcript is spliced from 15 exons. NCBI's taxonomy places the organism in Eukaryota, Viridiplantae, Streptophyta, Magnoliopsida, Lamiales, Lamiaceae. The record is from RefSeq and is a predicted model, not a curated record. Bases 1104 to 2462 code for a protein of 452 amino acids.